AUGAACAGGAAAGCACACCAGAGAGAUACCAUGGGGCAGACAGUGAAAGAAGAGUCAAUGGAUGUAAAGAAGGAGAAUCAAGAGAGAGCUCCUCAAUCAGGCACAUCUUCUGUGCAAAAUGAUGAUUUUCAAUGGGAAAAAUAUUUGGAAGAGACUGGAUCUUUAAGUGCUCCUUCAGAGUAUUUUAGACAGUCUAAGAUUCCGCCAGCUAAUGACUUCAAAGUUGGCAUGAAGUUGGAAGCCCAUGACCCUCGCAAUAAGACUUCAGUAUGUAUUGCUACAGUUGUUGGAGUUACAGGUGCCAGGCUGCGUUUAAGAUUGGAUGGUAGUGAUAACCAAAAUGACUUUUGGCGGCUUGUUGAUUCUCCAGACAUACAGCCUGUUGGGACAUGUGAAAAGGAAGGGGACUUACUUCAGCCUCCGCUGGGGUACCAGAUGAACACAUCAUCUUGGCCAAUGUUCCUCUUGCGAACACUGAAUGGAUCUGAAAUGGCACCUGCAGCAUUCUUUAAGAAGGAACCACCAAAGCCACCUCUAAAUAAUUUUAAAGUGGGAAUGAAACUUGAAGCUGUAGACAGAAAGAACCCUUAUCUGAUCUGCCCUGCAACUAUUGGAAAUGUUAAAGGAGAUGAAGUUUAUAUCACAUUUGAUGGCUGGAGCGGAGCUUUCGAUUAUUGGUGCAAGUAUGAUUGUCGAGAUAUUUUCCCAGUUGGGUGGUGUAACCUGACAGGAGAUAUAUUACAACCACUAGGAAGUAAUGUUUUUGUUACAAGGAAUACUGCAAAAACACAGCCGCCUCCUUCCAAGGCAGCUCAGCGCUCAAUGCAGUCUCCACAGAAUAGUGCUAUAAUAUUAACACAUCAGACUAAGAAAUCAGGUCGGCCUAAACCACCUGGAUGUCCUUCAGUCCCCAAGAAGGGAAGUUCUGUUAAAAAUACCACAAAAAAGAAAAAAGGCCCACACUCAGGAAGAAAGGAAAAAUGUAUUCCUGUCAUUUGCUCCACAUCUUCAACUUCUCUAAACGCACUGGCCAGAGAACGUGGUAACGUUUCAUAUGAUAAGGAUGCUGUCCCUGGGUCAUCUAAAAUAGUGAUGUCUACAGUCUGUGUGUAUAUAAACAAACAUGGAAACUGUGGCCCUCACCUGGAUCAGAAGAAAAUCCAGCAGCUGCCAGACCACUUUGGCCCAGGCCCUGUCAAUGUGGUGCUCCGGCGGACGGUGCAGGCCUGUGUGGAUUGUGCCAUUCAAAGUAAGACUGUUUUUGGAUUCCUUAAGCCAGAUCAUCGUGGAGGAGAAGUGAUAACCGCUGCUUUUGAUGGGGAAGUUCAUUCCAUCCAGCUGCCUCCAGUUAACAGUGCAUCAUUUGUUCUUCGCUUUCUUGAGAACUUGUGCCACAGCCUGCAGUGUGAUAACCUUUUGAGUAGCCAGCCUUUUAGCUCUUAUAGAGGUAAUACUCAUAGUCCUGAAGAAAAUGAUCAAAAUAAACCAGUAGAAGAAGAUAUAACAGAAAAGAAAAUCACCAAACGACCAUCUGAGCAACCUCUGCCUUAUGUUGCUCCUCUCUCUCCUAAGCAACCCAAAAUAAUAGUGCCUGCCUCUAAAGAGGAAGUAUUACCUUCUGAGGAAGAUGGCAUGGCCAAAGAGGAAAAGCUUUCUGAAGAGUCCAAGAAGUCACCACCUAGUUCAACAAAUUCUUUGAGUCCUGCCAGAAAAAAUCCUAUAAGCACUCAUACUCCAGUCUCCAUGAAUGAUUCUCAAAGUAUGCCAUGCACCUCAAGCCCCAAAGUGGUGGAGACCAAAUCAUCUAUCAAGAGUAGUCAGCUUGAAGUUGAAUUUGAAAUGCAGAGGGAAAUUGAAGCUCCAAGUUAUAUAGCUGUACCUGACCCCAGUGUCCUGAAGCAAGGCUUCUCUAAGGACCCUGCAACCUGGUCUGUGGAUGAAGUGAUACAGUUUAUGAAACAUAAAGAUCCUCAGAAUUCAGGCCCCCUUGCUGAACUCUUCAGGCAACAUGAAAUUGAUGGGAAGGCUCUGCUACUACUCAAAAGUGAUGUGAUUAUGAAGUAUAUGGGGCUGAAACUGGGGCCAGCCUUAAAGUUAUGUUAUUAUAUUGAAAAACUUAAAGAAGGAAAAUAUAAUUGA
Molecule: messenger RNA, 2139 nt
Organism: Rangifer tarandus platyrhynchus (Svalbard reindeer)
Lineage: Eukaryota; Metazoa; Chordata; Mammalia; Artiodactyla; Cervidae
Source: the annotation of a GenBank genome assembly